Pleurotus ostreatus (oyster mushroom) is the source of this 1110-nucleotide messenger RNA. RefSeq lists its product as uncharacterized. The record is from RefSeq and is a predicted model, not a curated record. NCBI's taxonomy places the organism in Eukaryota, Fungi, Basidiomycota, Agaricomycetes, Agaricales, Pleurotaceae. The transcript is spliced from 3 exons. Bases 1 to 1110 code for a protein of 369 amino acids. Gene Ontology annotation, biological process: lipid metabolic process.
AUGGACUCAGACUUGCAGCGUCCUCCUGUUCCCCUGUGGCUAUUGGUAUCGCCCACCGCUCUAGUUUCCCUCGCACUUAUGUGCAGAUCUGCCCUCGCACGCAAAGCCAUGUUCCUUCCAAUUGCAGGCAUUGCCCUCUACAUCACGACGAUUGGGAUGUCAAUCGGGGACUACGUUAUAGCUGGUGCAUUCACGGCCUGUGUCUUCGUGAUAUUCGAUCUCCUCGUGCUGACUGACGCGCACCAUGAGCUGCGUCUGGUAGACCAGGUCCCCCCCAGCGCGGGCUCCUUGCCUCUUUUCGCGCGCGCAAAGUGGGUACUGUGCCUCCUCACGAGCCCGCGUCUCAUUGGGUGGGCUAAUGAGCCCAAGAAUGGGAGCAUCCCCCCUCGCCCGACGGACACAUCCAGGAUCCGCUUCGCCGCUAGACAGAUCGUUUAUACCGCAUUUCACCUCCUCACUCUGAACAUCCUGAGCGCCACGAUGACUGGGCACAUGUCGCGAAAUGGACUGGACCCGGCGAGGAUGGGAUGGGGUUGGCGAUUGGUAGAUACGCUGCAAUAUGGCGCGACAACGUUGACCUGGCUGUCGGUCGCUCAUCGUGCGUGGACGUUGGCGCUCCUCUGUACAGGGAGGUGGGCGCCGUCCGACUUUCCGCCGAUAUUGGCAUCACUUGGAAAUGCGUAUACAUUGCGUAGAUUCUGGGGACGAACAUAUCAUCAAAUCCUCCGCAGGAUGCUCACCUCACACGGGAGGUUCGUCACCGACAAGAUCCUCCAUCUUCCCCGUGAAGCAAAGUUAACUCGGCGUUAUACCCAACUCUACGUUGCUUUCUUCAUCUCGGGCGUACUUCACCAUUGGGCUGAGUACCUGGUAAUCCAUCACCUUGGAGGCGGGAGCCUUCAGUUCUUUCUCUCGCAAGCACUUGCGAUCCAUUGCGAGGAUAUCGUGAUAUAUGCUGGGGGGAGAAUGGGGUUGAAACAGUCUCACGCUUCGGAGGUCGUCGGGUAUAUAUGGGUCUGGCAUUGGUUUACAUGGUGUGUGCCGGGCUCAUUGGACCCACUUGUUCGCCUUGGUAUGUUUAAGCAGCUGGGGGUGGAUGUAAAGGUGUAG